GGAAUUUUUGUCCGUAAAAAUUAGUUUUUUUUUACUUGAAAUAAUUAAAAUACUCAUCAAGAUGCUGCACUUCAAAGCCAUUCCAGAAGACUACGUGCUGAAGGCCGCCAAAUGCGCACAGUUGGCUCUGGGCUGCAGCCGUGCGGCGCACCAAACUGCACUGCGCGGUGUUACGGUACCCAACCCCCAGAUUGCUGCACUAACUCCUAAGGUCCGCGCAUUCGUGGAACGCAGCGCAGCUCUAUGCCAACCCGAGCAUGUGCACGUGUGCGACGGUUCUGAGGCCGAAGCCGGAGCCUUACUGCAGGUCAUGCAGCUCCAGGGCGCGAUCAAGCGCCUGCCAAAAUAUGAUAACUGCUGGCUAACUCGCACAGACCCGGCAGACGUGGCUCGCGUGGAAUCCCGCACCUUCAUCUGCUCUGAAGACGAGCGAGACGUAGUGCCUGCAGCUCGAGCGGGUCAAAAAUCUGCCCUUGGGAAUUACAUUUCGCCCAAAUUGUAUGACAAAGCUAUUUCUGAGCGGUUCCCGGGUUGCAUGCGAGGUCGCACAAUGUAUGUGAUCCCAUUCUCGAUGGGCCCUGUCGGAUCUCCUCUCUCCAAGAUCGGUGUGGAGAUCACCGACUCGCCCUACGUUGUCUACUCCAUGCGUAUUAUGACUAGGAUUGGCAGCAAAGUCCUUGAAGCCCUUCGCAAGGACGAGAACUUCGUGCGUUGCCUACACGCUGUCGGCACGCAAGGGACGCCUGGUUGGCCAUGUGACCCCGCAAAUACCAUCAUCCUGCACAAGCCUAUUGACAACGAAAUUGUCAGCUAUGGCAGUGGUUAUGGCGGCAACAGUCUACUGGGCAAGAAGUGUUUCGCUCUGCGUCUUGGCUCCGUGAUUGCACGCCGAGAGGGCUGGCUCGCUGAGCAUAUGCUGAUCGUAGGCAUCACAGACCCGAAAGGCCGUAAGCGCUACAUCGCAGCUGCGUUCCCUUCCGCCUGCGGCAAGACCAAUCUAGCCAUGAUGACGCCCACCCUGCCAGGGUACAAAGUCGAGUGCGUCGGCGACGACAUCGCGUGGAUGAAAUUCGAUGAGAAUGGUGUACUGAGGGCCAUUAAUCCUGAGAAUGGAUUCUUUGGAGUUGCACCUGGAACUUCAGCCACUACUAACCCAAUGGCAAUGGCAACUGUGUUCAAAAACACCGUGUUCACAAAUGUAGCUGAAACAAAAGACGGUGGCGUUUGGUGGGAAGGAAUGAGCCCCGCACCUGAAGGUCUUACUGACUGGAAGGGACAACCUUUCGACCCCAGCAAGAAGACUCCAGCUGCACAUCCAAACUCAAGAUUCUGCUCUCCAGCAGCUCAAUGCCCAAUAAUCGAUGACAACUGGGAAAGUGCUGAUGGAGUACCGAUCUCAGCAAUCUUGCUUGGUGGACGUAGACCCUCUGGUGUCCCAUUGGUUGUGGAAGCUAGAGAUUGGAAACAUGGUGUCUUCAUGGGUGCAUCUAUGAGAUCUGAAGCUACUGCUGCUGCUGAAUACAGCGGUAAAGUAGUUAUGCACGAUCCGUUCGCGAUGCGUCCGUUCUUUGGCUACAACUUUGGCGAGUACCUGAAGCACUGGCUGUCGAUGGCGCAACCUGGAAGACAUAUGCCUAAGAUCUUCCACGUCAACUGGUUCCGGAAGGAUGAACAGGGCAAAUUCCUCUGGCCCGGUUUUGGGGAAAACUCUCGCGUAUUGGAUUGGGUGCUGCGUCGCUGCGACAAUGAACCUUGCCACAUGGAAACCCCACUCGGUUACGUACCAGCUCCCGGCGCAUUAAACACAGAGGGCCUGAAAGAUAUUCAGAUGAACAAACUAUUCAGCAUUCCUAAAGAUUUCUGGAUACAAGAGGUGGAUGCCGUUAAAAAAUACUUCACCGAGGAAGUUGGCGAAGACUUACCAAACGAAAUUUGGGAUGAACUGGACAAACUUAGAAACAACGUGCAGCAUAAUUAA
This is a messenger RNA of Hyposmocoma kahamanoa, 1978 nucleotides long. Its product is annotated as phosphoenolpyruvate carboxykinase [GTP]-like. Lineage: Eukaryota; Metazoa; Arthropoda; Insecta; Lepidoptera; Cosmopterigidae. The transcript has 13 exons. The coding region runs from base 62 to 1978 and encodes 638 amino acids. Gene Ontology annotation, biological process: cellular response to insulin stimulus; cellular response to glucose stimulus; gluconeogenesis. Gene Ontology annotation, molecular function: manganese ion binding; GTP binding; phosphoenolpyruvate carboxykinase (GTP) activity. The record is from RefSeq and is a predicted model, not a curated record. Gene Ontology annotation, cellular component: cytosol.